ACCACCCACCGCUCCCGCCCAAAUUCCCCGCCUUCCGCCGGCCCCAUCCUCCCGCGUCCGUCCCCCGCCGGCCUGUUCCACCGCCCGCCCCCCGACGCCCCGCCUCGACGCGGAGGCCGCGCGCCGCGGAGCCCGGGCCGAAACCCUAGCCUCCGCGCGCGUGCAAGUCUCCGGCUCCCCGCGACGCCAGCGGAGGCUCUCCCUCCGGGGCAAAGGCUUCCUACGGAACUCCCAGGGGGUCUGCCCUCCGCCCGCCCCGCCCAAGACACGCUCAGCUGACUGAGAGAAGCUGUGCUGUAUGUACCAUGUGUGUCUAUCGGAGAGGGCAUCAUGAAGCCUGAAGUUACUGCUCAUUUGCCAAAAUCAGAAAGUACUAAACCAAUCACAAUGACCACGCAAGCCUGUAAGAGGCGGAGGUCAGUUUAUAUAAGCAGUGGGUCAGAAGAUUCUGGUACAGAUUCAGAGGUUGAGGGAAGUAAACGGUCUCAAAAAUCUGGGACGACGUCAAUAUCUUCAUCUGAGCAUCGACCAUCUUCUAACAACAAGGCUGGAAGCAUGAAUGCUAGCAAGACAAGGGUCUGUAGAAAUAUUCUGGGGAAGCUCAUGGAUCACCCGGGUGGUUGGCUGUUCCAUAAACCGGUUGAUCCAGACCUAUUUGGCAUUCCUGAUUACUUUGAUGUUAUCCGCAAUCCAAUGGACUUGGGCACUGUCAAGAAGAAACUCACAAACAAGAAUUAUUCAAGCACCGAUGAGUUUGCAGCAGAUGUGAGACUAACAUUUUCAAAUGCAAUGACGUAUAAUCCUCCUGGAAAUCAGGUCCACACAGUAGCUGAACAGCUGAAUAUAAUGUUUAAUUCGGAAUGGACAUCAUAUGAAAGAAAAUGGAGCGACAGAAAUCUGAAGCCAGUGCAGUUGCCGAUGAAGGUAAUUAAGGCUCGUGUGGCUGUCAAUUCAAAGCCAGUGGUUUCUGGAGGGUUGGUCGCAUGCUCAAAUUCAUCUGCAAAGAAGACAUUGACAAAUGCAAUAUCCUCCAAAGUAAAAAUUAAGUUUUGUGUGCGUGGAUCGGGGCAGACCUUAUCCAAAGAGACACCUUUGCAAGCAGCUGGUAGCAAGGAGGGCUCUUUAAAUCAUUCUAUCCCAUGCACCAAGGAGAGCGCUAACACAACUAAGGUCCAGUCAAGUGAGCACAGAGUUCAGUCGAUUGGAAAUGAAUCACGGUCUUGCAGUGAUACUUCAACUUCGCCUCUUUCUUCCUAUGGACAAGGAGACGGAAGUUAUUUACAGGCUGAACCUUUGUCACCAACCAAGGCCCUGCGUGCAGCAAUGCUUAAGAGGCGUUUUGCUGGAACGAUUGUGAAGGCACAGCAGAAGGCACUUCUGGACCAUGGGCAGCAAAUAGACCCUGCAAAAUUACAGUUGGAAAAGGAGAGGCUGGAAAAAAGGCAGCAAGAAGAGAAAGAAAGGAUUGAGGCCCAGGUGAAGGCCGCUGAAGCUGCUGCACAGUUCAAGUUAGAUGAAGAACUAAGGAAGAAGAGGGAGCGAGAAAGGGAGGCAGCACGGCUGGCACUACACAUGAUGAAGAAGACCGUUGACAUUGACAACAGCGACUUCCUAAAGGACCUGGAAAACAUCAGCAAAAAGUGGGAACUAAACCCUCCUGCCAAGCUAAUUGUGGAUUUCGUCGACGGGAUGGAGCUCCCACCUGGCCUCGGAAGCCCGCUGGAGAGGCUCGGGCUUUUCAUGAAGAGAGACAUCGAAGAAGAGGUCGAAGAUGAAAUGGAGGACAGCGUAUCACCACCCUCCGUGGAUGUCGACAGCGUAUCACCACCCUCCGUGGAUGCCCACAGCAUAUCACCACCCUCCGUCGAUGUCAACAGCAUAUUACCACCCGCUGUGGAUAUGGAUAUUGACGGGGAGGAAGGAGAGAUCGGCUGCUGUGGGUAGCAUUUUUUUCCUUGUGAUUUGUUUCUCAUACGUAUUGUGUACCAACACGAUCGUACAUCGUGGUUAUAAGGUUACGAUGUGAUUCUGCCCCGCAAGCGGGCUAUGUCGACAUAAGCGGAGUGCACUGUAACUGUUGUGGUAUUCAGAGUGAGUUUCUCGUACGAAUGUUCUGUAAAACAAUUGGAAAAGGAGAAAAAAAAAGAGAUAGUAGUGAA
Aegilops tauschii subsp. strangulata is the source of this 2159-nucleotide messenger RNA. RefSeq names its product transcription factor GTE12. Gene Ontology annotation, molecular function: protein binding. Lineage: Eukaryota; Viridiplantae; Streptophyta; Magnoliopsida; Poales; Poaceae. The record is from RefSeq and is a predicted model, not a curated record.